This is a messenger RNA of Eimeria acervulina, 3654 nucleotides long. Its product is annotated as DNA mismatch repair protein, putative. Bases 1 to 3654 code for a protein of 1217 amino acids. Gene Ontology annotation, biological process: mismatch repair. Gene Ontology annotation, cellular component: MutLalpha complex. The record is from RefSeq and is a predicted model, not a curated record. Gene Ontology annotation, molecular function: mismatched DNA binding; ATP hydrolysis activity; ATP binding. NCBI's taxonomy places the organism in Eukaryota, Apicomplexa, Conoidasida, Eucoccidiorida, Eimeriidae. The transcript has 7 exons.
AUGUGGGAAGAGAUUGCGGAUGCAGCUGCAGCGGCAGCAGCAGAAUCGACUCAGUGUCCGCCCAAAGGUGCUGCAAACACGAACGAAGCAGCAGCAGCAGAUGCAGAUGCAGAUGCAGAUGCAGAUGCAGCAGAAGCAGCAGCACAUGAUGAUGCUGCGCGAGAAGCAGCGUCAGCAGCCACCGUCUCCCCUGCAGCAGCAAAUUCAUCUUCAUCAGCUACAGCCUACAUGGGUGCACUCUCCUGCUCCGCAGCUGCCCAACCAGCAGCAGCAGCACCGGCACCAGCAGCAGCAGCAGCAGCAGCAGCAGCAGCAGGAGGUGUCGGCCGCAUCCGUUUGCUGCCUGAGGAAGUGGUGCGGCGUAUAGCAGCAGGAGAGGUAGUAAGCCGCCCGUCUGCAGCUCUGAAAGAGCUUUUAGAAAACAGUUUAGAUGCUGCAGCUCUGCGGGUGUCUGUACACUGCGUAGGCGGAGGGAUAAAGCUGCUGCAGGUUUCUGACAAUGGCUGCGGUGUUGCUGCAUGCGAUUUGCCGCUGCUGUGCAUGCGACACUGCACAAGCAAGCUGCAGCAUCUGCAGCAGCUGCAGCAGCUGCACUCGUUUGGGUUUAGAGGAGAGGCGCUUGCUGCUCUCUCUAUGGUUGCUCGGCUUAGCAUAACUACGAAGCAGCGAGGCAAUCAACACGGCUUGCAGUGUACAUACACCUCAGGCGUUCUUUCAGAGGAGCCGAAGCCCUACCCCAGGACAGCAGGCACAACAAUAAAAGCUACAGAUUUAUUUCAUAACUUGUCUGCAAGAAGAGCGCUCUUCCUCUCUGCUUCUGCUGCUAAAGCACCAGCAGCAGCAGCAGCAGGAGUAGCAGCAACAGCAGCAGCGCCAACAACUGCAGCAGCUGCAGAUGAAUAUCUACGCUGCUUGCAAGUCGUGUCGCGCUACGCACUUAAUAAUCCACAUGUUGCAUUUAGUAUGCGGAGGCAGCAACAGCAGCAGCAGCAGCAGCUACCUGAUCUCAACACGCAUGCAUUCGGGCUGGCUGAGGCGAAGCAGCUUCUGCUGCAGCUGAGAAGACAGCAGCGCAGACAGCAGCAGCAGCACGCACAAGCCACCAACACCAGCAUGGACACAAGCAGCAACAGCAGCAGCAGCAUGAGCUGCAGCUGCUGCUGCACAGAAGAAGAAGAGCGGCUACCCACAGAAGCGGAGUUGCGGCUGCUGCGAGGCAUCGCUUUGCUGCAGGGAGGGGCCCUUAAAGUGAUUGAGCGGACGCAUGGUGCAGCAGUAGCAGCAACGCUGCUGCCUAUACACCUCAAGUCUAAGCUGCCCGCAGCUGCUGUCAGCUUCCUUCGCAGCCAGCAGCAACAGCAGCAGCAGCUGCUGCGGGAGCUGCAGCAGCAGCGGGAAAACAAUGACAAUGAUACUCCUGCAGACACUACCACCACCAGCAGUAACAGCAGCAGCAGCAGCAGCAGCAAUAGCAGCAGCAGCAGCAGCAGCAGCAGCAGUAGCGAUAGUAGCAGCAGCGAGAGUGUCUGCCCGUUGUUACGGGAGUUGGCGUCGUUGCUGUCUGCUGGCGACGUUGGUUGUGGCGGCUCUCUUGCUUCUUCUUCUGCUGCUGCUGCUGCUGCUGGCAUGCCUGCUGCUGCUGAGGUGUAUCUACACGACUUAAAGGAGGGGGAGUGGCGGGUGACGGGUUUAAUCUCAGAAGCAAACAAAGGACAGAAAAAUGCAUCUUUCUGCUUCUUCAUCAACUCAAGGCUUGUUGAAUGCCCUGCACUUAAGCGGAGCGUGGAAGGUGUAUACGGGCAGCUGAUGCCUCGGGGCCAGCGGCCUUUUGUUUAUUUGUCUCUUGAGCUUCCUGCUGCUGCUGUUGAUGUGAAUGUACACCCCAGCAAGACGCAAGUCCGCUUCCUUCAUGAAGACCUCAUCGCAGAGCAAAUCGCUCAGGCCCUUCUGGAGAUCCUUAGUGGCCAAACCUCUUCAAAGGCGCUGCUGCUGCAGCAGCCGGUCCCGGCUGAGCCCCAGCUGAAGCAGCAGCAGCUCGUGCUGGUGUCGCAGGGCGAAGCCACGCAGCAGCAGGAGAAGGGAGACCCUCUAAACCCACGCAGCAGCAACAGCAGCAGCAGUAGCAACAGCAGCAGCAGCAAGCCGGCGCUGAAGCCGACAAGGACCCGAACAGACGCGCGGCAGCUGCCGCUCAGCGCCUUCUGGCAGCACGACCUUUCUUCACAGCAACAGCAGCAGCAACAGCAGCAAAAGCAGCAGCAGCAGACGGCAUGCAACAGCACCAGCAACAUUUCUACAGCAGCAGCAUCGCAAGAGAGUCCUCAUGAGAUGCAGCUGAUUCCUCAGUCGCAGCAGCAACAGCAGCAGCAGCAGCAGCAGCAGCAGCAACACGAGGAUCAAUCUGUGGACGGAGUGCCUGCACCAAUGGAAUCAGCAGUGCAGCGCAAGGAGGAGGAGCAGCAGCAAGACCCUCCGGCAGCAGCAGCAGCAGUGCCUGGCAGCAGCCAGCAGCAGCCCGUGCUGCGUCUGUUUGAUGACAGAGCGCAGGGGGGACACAUACUGGAGAGAGUUGCUCCAGGCUGCAGCAGCAGCAGCACCAGCUGCGGCACUAGGCGGACGGAUGCCGGGAGACUCCGCAGCGUGCGGCAGCUGCUGCAGCGCUGCGCAGAGGCUGCAGCAGACGAACCAGCCAACGGCAGCAGCAGUAACAGCAGCAGCAACAGCAGCAGCAGCAGAGACAGCACAACAGCACUGCAAGGGUGUUCGUAUGUUGGAGCGGUGAACGCCAGGAUGGCGCUGCUGCAGCGAGGAGACUGUCUCCUUCUCGUCGAUCUCCCGGCCGUCGCCAGAGAGUGCGUAUAUCAAUCCAUUCUGCAUCGCCUGGGCCGACUACCAGUGGUGCGUCUGCAAGUGCCUCUCAAAGUAGAAGCAGCCCUCUGUGCUGCGCUGCAGCAGCAGCAGCAGCAGCAGCAGCAACUACUGCAGCAGCAGCCACAGCAACAGUUGCAGCCGCAGCUGCAGCAGGACCUGCAUCAGCAGCAGCAGGAAGCGCGUGCGCUGAGCUCGAUGCUGCUGCAGCGGCGCGCGUUGCUAGCAGAUUACUUUGGGUUAGUGCUGCAAAGAGACAGGUCUCUCUCUAAUGGAGACAGCUGUCUCCUCGGCCUGCCUUUGUGCUGCGGCCGCCACCUGCCUUCUCCUUCUCGCCUGCGGCACUUGCUGCUUCAGCUGGCUACCGAGGUAAACUGGAAUGAGGAGUCUGCGUGCCUGCAAGGCAUCGCUCGUUUGCUAGCGGACGCAUACACCGCAGUUGAGGACAGGGAUGAAGCAGCAGCAGCUUCUGCAGCUUCUGUUGCUGUUGCUGCAGCCGCGGAUACGGCGCAGCGGCAGCAGAUGCAGCAAGAGAACAGCAGCAGUUCUCUUAUGCUCCAGCAGAAGACAUUGCUUCGUGAGGAAGCAGCAGCACACAAGGGCUGUGGGGAUUUGGAGCAGCAAAUGGCUGCAAGCGCAGAGACACGACGAAUGUUUAGCAGCGUGCUGAUGCCUGCUCUUCGCUUCUACUGGAAAGCGCGUUUACCAAAACGCUUCUUCUCUGACGGGACAGUGAAGGAGGUAACAAACCUUAAGGCGCUCUACAGAGUCUUUGAGCGGUGCUAA